GGCCUUGGUGUUUAGGGUUUAUCGCGAGUUAGAGUUUUAGGGUUUAUGAGCUAUGGCGGAGGACGCGCACGAGCUGGAGAGCCUGUGCAUGUCCUGCGGAGAGAAUGGGACGACGCGGCUGCUUCUCACGACGAUUCCCCAUUUUCGAGAGAUCGUUCUCAUGGCGUUUGAGUGUCCACAUUGCAACGAGAGGAACAAUGAAGUACAAUUCGCUGGGCAACUCCAACCGCAAGGCUGCCGUUUCACAUUAAGUGUUCCACAGCAUGACUUAAAGGCCUUGAAUCGCCAAGUAGUGAAGUCAGAUUCGGCUACAAUCAAGGUCCCAGAGUUGGAUUUUGAAGUGCCACCGGAAGCCCAGCGAGGAGUUCUUUCUACAGUGGAAGGAGUUCUCCUCAAAGCUGGAGAUGAUUUGGAACGAUUGCAAGAAGAGCGUCGGAAAGUGGACCCUCAUACUGCGGCUUCUAUAGACGCGUUUAUCCUCAAGUUAAGGGCGUAUGCUAGAGGUGAACAGGCUUUCACAUUUUCACUGGAAGAUCCAUCUGGGAAUAGCUUCAUUGAAAACCCGAAUGCACCUAAAGAGGAUCCAAUUUUGUUGCGCGAGCACUACGACAGGACGCAUGAGCAGCAAAAGUCGCUCGGGUUUUUGUCCGUAGAUCACGAAAACGAAGACGGAAAGCAAGAAGAAGAUGUUGUCGAGGAGUUACAUGGGGCCGUUGGUGCUAAGCUUGCUCAACAAGCUAUAGCACAGGGGAAUAGCGAGCAGAUUUCUGCUGCACUUUUCAAGUACACGGCUCCUGAGGAGGUGAUGACUUUUCCAGCCACUUGUGGAGCUUGUGCGGGACGAUGUGAAACACGCAUGUACAUGACAAAUAUACCAUAUUUCAAGGAGGUAAUAGUGAUGGCAGCAUCUUGCGAUACUUGCGGGUUUAGAAACUCCGAAGUGAAACCUGGUGGAAGCAUAUCAGCUAAAGGAAAGAAAAUAUCUCUCGCCGUGGAAAACCAAAUAGACUUGACAAGAGACUUGAUCAAAUCAGACACAGCGGGAGUAGAGAUUCCGGAGGUGGAACUUGAACUAAUGCCCGGAACACUUGGCGGUCUCGUCACGACAGUCGAAGGACUAGUCAAGACAAUCUCUGAAAAGCUCAAGAGUGUCCAUGGAUUUGAAAUCGGAGACAGUGCGGAGAUUGUCACAAGACAAAAGUGGAUGGAAUUUGAUGCCAAAUUGCAAGAUUUACUGGAAUUGAAAAAGUCAUGGACGCUUGUUUUGGAUGAUUCCCUUGGCAAUUCAUUCAUCGCUCCAUGUACGGAUUCUUCAAGCGAUGACAAUCAAAUAUCUGUUCGAGAAUACGAGCGCUCCUGGGAGCAAAACGAGGAGCUCGGCUUAAACCACAUGAACACUGGAACUUCUUAAGAAAGAGACGAAGUAUCUUUCAUUACGUCUCACAAACUUGUGAAGCUUACUACAAAAAAAUUGAAUCACAGCUCACUCGAAGAGUAUCAAAAUUCC
This is a messenger RNA of Selaginella moellendorffii, 1507 nucleotides long. Its product is annotated as zinc finger protein ZPR1. The record is from RefSeq and is a predicted model, not a curated record. The transcript has 16 exons. The coding region runs from base 53 to 1411 and encodes 452 amino acids. Gene Ontology annotation, cellular component: nucleus; cytoplasm. Gene Ontology annotation, molecular function: zinc ion binding. Lineage: Eukaryota; Viridiplantae; Streptophyta; Lycopodiopsida; Selaginellales; Selaginellaceae.